AUGUGGUUAUUACGUCGAAGUAGCUUGCUCUAUUUUUUAAGCGCUUUCUUGCUGGCUUAUAUGAAUCCAGUGUGCGGUGCUUUUACAAACUCCAACUUCAACAAUAACCUCAGAGAAUUUUCCGUAAGAGAUAAUAGUAAAAACACGACAGUGCUGAAGCAAGGGACGGAGUUGUACACCAACUUUGUGCCAAUUUCAAACCCGGUAACGUUCAAGGAGGCGGAUAAUCACGUAUCGAGCUCAAGCUAUAGCAGAGACCAUCUACCACAUACUGACUAUGGAGUGUAUAACUAUGAAGGCAGCCCACAAUACGGACACGGCUAUGAAAACCAAAUUCAAGAUACUGGCAAUUACGGAUACCAUGCAUUUGAUCAUCAGAAUGCAGAUAAUUUUCACUCCGGUUAUAACGGAGGUCACCAAUUAGAAUAUCAAGACGGACAACACCACGUGGGUUCUUUCCAUAAAAACUACGAUCACACUCAGGCCGUUAAAAAAAUACUAUGGCCAUUAGCUGGAAUCGCUAUUCUUGGAGCAGCAGCUGCCUUUAUCACGAACCCAGUCUUACUUCAACUUGGUGUAGUCUCCGGUAAACGAAAACGACGUGACACUGAAGAAGUAACAGGACCUGAUUUAAAUUUAAACCUCAAAAAAUGGCCACAAAACCUAGUUAUUACUAAUAAAAUUAAUACAGAACAGAAGAAAGAUAAUUUAGGACUGUCUUUAAGUAACUUUCCUAUAAUCGAAAGAAUUUCAAUGGAAAAUAGAAAACACGCGCCAGAAAACGUUGCUCCUACAGAAUUGUCUCGGACCGAUAACAGUUUAGAAAUUCAUAAUAGAAGAUCAAAAUUAACAAGAGAAGAUAACUUUAUUCCAAUACCACUAAAAAUAAAACCAUCGUAA
Molecule: messenger RNA, 900 nt
Organism: Parnassius mnemosyne (clouded apollo)
Lineage: Eukaryota; Metazoa; Arthropoda; Insecta; Lepidoptera; Papilionidae
Source: the annotation of a GenBank genome assembly